This is a messenger RNA of Colletotrichum spaethianum, 1077 nucleotides long. RefSeq lists its product as uncharacterized. The record is from RefSeq and is a predicted model, not a curated record. Lineage: Eukaryota; Fungi; Ascomycota; Sordariomycetes; Glomerellales; Glomerellaceae. The transcript is spliced from 3 exons. Gene Ontology annotation, molecular function: SNAP receptor activity. Gene Ontology annotation, cellular component: SNARE complex; endoplasmic reticulum. Gene Ontology annotation, biological process: retrograde vesicle-mediated transport, Golgi to endoplasmic reticulum. Bases 1 to 1077 code for a protein of 358 amino acids.
AUGGCUCGAUUGUCGACGGCGUCGCCAUUCACAACCAAAAGCUCUUCCGAGAAGGGUGCAGCCGAACUCAACCAGCUCCUCCGUCGACUCGACCAGACAAUCCUCCAUGCCGAUCAGGACCGCGAGCGCAGGUUACGGGCGAGCGAGUUCGAGCGGGCGAGGCUGAACUCGAACCUCGACUAUGCGCGAAGUCUUCUUACCAGAGUCGAACAGGAGGCGAUGCAUAUCAAGCUCCUUUCCCGGAGGCAAGAUAUGCAAGCCGACCUGAACCGGAAGCGCGAACUUUUGGAACGCCUAGUGGAUAGAAUGCACGACCUGGAGCAGUUACACGAGGAGGAGGACGACAACAGCUCAGACGGCGAGGAUAUCCUGGCCGAUAUUAUCCCCACGCCAAGCGAGAGCAUGGACUCGCGAUCGACGGAUAUACCAACGGAAGACACGGGCGACCAAGACGAGGAUGACGAACCCGAGAUACCAGACCUUCCUCCGCCAGUGUCGGCGCUGCCGACGGAACCAUCACAACCCUCCUCAGCGGCAGUGGCUUCAGAAACAGAACAAUCGUCAUCACACCAGCCACCACAAACAACCCUAGAAUCCGGCACGAUAACAACCCAGACCCUCCGUUCCCGCGGUCCCGCCCGCCCCGACUCACCCUCCGCGACAACGACAGCAACGGCGCGCGCAGCCCUCUUCGCCUCCCGCCGCUCCAACACCAGCAAGUCUACAGCGUCGGCCCCGGCCUCAUCCACAGCGACGGCGGAAGCGAUUCUGGACCACCAGCGCGCGGAACAGGAUGCGCUGUCCGAGUCGAUCCUGAAGAUGGCCAGUGCGCUCAAGGCCAGCUCGCAGAAGUUCUCCGACACUCUCGAGCAGGACAAGAACGUGGUGUCACGCGCGGCGGACGGGAUGGACAAGACGGAAAGGUCGAUGGACGCGGCGAGCCGGAGGAUGGGCACGUUGAGGAAGAUGACAGAGGGCAAGGGGUGGUGGGGCCGGAUGAUACUCUACGCGUGGGUAUACGGGCUUAUGGUUGCGUUGGUUCUGUUGGUGUUUGUGAUGCCCAAGCUGAGGUUCUAG